AUGGCUACUCUAACUUAUUUAAAAUCUACUGACACAGAAUACACUUCCAUUAGUACUCAAUUCAUGAGUGGUUUAUCCCAUGCGAGGAUUCAUUCCAUAAUCAAAAUUGAUAUGCCAAGUGAUAUCGCAAAUAGACACGAAACUUUUAAAAGUUCACAGGCAGCCCUACGUUUAUAUCAUGGAACUAAACAUUGUUGUGAUAUUACAAAAAUCUCUGAUUUUAGCAAGUUGUGUCAGAAUAGCGGAUGCGGUGUUUGUGGUAUAAUCCGUUACGGUCCCAGGCUUUCAAAUGGUUAUGUUUGGUUUGGACCCUGUUCCUCCAUUUCCGAUGGUUACACCGGGGCACGUCCUGUCGGUAUCAUGGAUCCAUCUAUACAAGUUCUCCGAGCUAUUUUCGUAAUGGAUGUUGUAUCUGCUACAGGAAGCCAUGGAGCGUACAUUGUUCCCAAUGGAGAGCUGCAAUAUCAACCAGCAUCAACAGAAUCAACAGAAUCAACAGAACCAAUAGCACUAACUACAACAACAACAACUGCAACAGCUGCCAUACUGCAAUACUAUUAUCAGCUGCAACAGCCAUCAACGCAACAUCAGCUAUAA
Messenger RNA from Rhizophagus irregularis DAOM 181602=DAOM 197198, 597 nucleotides. The record is from RefSeq and is a predicted model, not a curated record. NCBI's taxonomy places the organism in Eukaryota, Fungi, Glomeromycota, Glomeromycetes, Glomerales, Glomeraceae.